AUGAAGCUAGUCAGAUUUCUGAUGAAAUUGAACAACGAGACUGUAUCAAUUGAGCUCAAAAACGGCACCGUAGUUCACGGCACCAUUACUGGUGUUGACAUCAGCAUGAAUACACAUCUGAAGACUGUGAAGCUUACUCUGAAGGGGAAAAAUCCAGUUGCUAUGGAUCACCUUAGUGUUAGGGGUAAUAAUAUCCGAUACUACAUACUUCCCGACAGCUUGAAUCUUGAAACAUUGCUAGUUGAGGAAACGCCUAAAGUUAAGCCCAAGAAGCCAACUGCAGGGAAACCCGUUGGGCGUGGCAGGGGUCGUGGGCGCGGUCGUGGACGUGGCAGAGGACGCUAA
Molecule: messenger RNA, 345 nt
Organism: Striga hermonthica
Lineage: Eukaryota; Viridiplantae; Streptophyta; Magnoliopsida; Lamiales; Orobanchaceae
Source: the annotation of a GenBank genome assembly